CAGGAUCUCCUCCAUCUCACCAAAGCCCAUUCUUACAAUCUUCUUCCUGAUCUCAGUGUCGAGCUAGAGUUACACUACAAUCAAGCAAGUGCAAUGUCGACGGUCACUUCUUGCACCCUCCUAAACAGCGGGCCGGCGGUGCGACCUGCAAUUUCCUCCGGCGGCCAGCUUCAGUCCGCAAGACCAGCAGCGGUGGCUCCCCUUUCUUCCCAGAGGAGGUCCCGGCCUCUUUCUGUGUGUUGUGCGAAAAAUCCAAAGGGAGAGCAUAACCCAAAGACAGAUUUGCCUCCAUUUAACAUAUCUCCUGUCGUUCUGGUGCACCCGGUGCCGCCGCGGGAGGAGCGGUGGCAGCUGGAGGAAGAACCGGGCAAAGUGAACCUUUGGUUUGAGGUGCCAGGGCAGUCCAAGGAAGACCUCGCCGUGGAGAUCGACGAGGACGUGCUCGUCAUCAAGAAGAAGACCAACGCCGUCGGCGGGAACAUGGGCCAACGGACCACCGCCGCCAGCGAAGCGAGCAAGGGGACGGCGCAGGACGGCGAGGUCAUCUACGCGCGGCUGCUCCUCUCGGCAGGGUACAGCAGGGAAGGUGUGGAAGCUGAGCUUAAAUCCGGCGUGCUGAGGGUCAGCGUCGCCAAGAUCAGGGAGCAGGCCCGCAGGAAGUUCAGCGUCAACAUCGACGUCAUGUAGGCGCGCAUGUGACAUGAAUGACAUGCAUGAAGGAGUUCUUUUGAUCCAUCUGUCCAACAGGCUCAUGAAUCAACUUCUGUUCGACAUCGGUCGAUCGCUUGUACUCUCGAUCGUAUCGACCAUAUCAUUGUGCGAUCUGUGUUCCCAAAUACCAAUAAAAUGAGCCUUCGAUGUUCUUUACAAAUGCGGAGUUGUUGACCAAUACAUAUUUUUACUAA
Phragmites australis (common reed) is the source of this 905-nucleotide messenger RNA. RefSeq names its product small heat shock protein, chloroplastic-like. The transcript has 2 exons. The coding region runs from base 94 to 687 and encodes 197 amino acids. The record is from RefSeq and is a predicted model, not a curated record. NCBI's taxonomy places the organism in Eukaryota, Viridiplantae, Streptophyta, Magnoliopsida, Poales, Poaceae. Gene Ontology annotation, biological process: response to heat.